AACAAAAUUACCAUCACUCGCCACAUUGUUCCCAUCAACAACCAGCUCUUCGUCGCUUGCACUUGCACUUGCACUCACCAGCUGUGUCUGUAUCAGCUGCACUGCCCCGGCUCUUUCCAGCCGCUCCUCCGGCUUCUGCUCUCCGGGAAGCACGCGUCUCUUCUCCCUUACGGUCUCCCUCACCCUCAACCCCAACCAUCAUCCCCUUCACCCAUCAGCGUCAUCGCCAUCUUUUUUUUUUUAUUUCUCAAGUCGAGGCAUCUCCGUCUUGAAGGCCAUUCACUCGUUUUCCAGCAUCGACUCGUCCUGUCGCUUUCCGCAGUGCUCCGUACAACCACUUAAUUCCCCCCAUUGACCACCAAAGCAACCGACUCGAGUUCUCGUCAACAUGGGUGUCAGGUCCCUCGUCUCCUUCGGCUUUGUCCUCAUCCCUAUUGCGGUCACUAUCAGCGUGCUGCUGGGCAUACAGGCAUAUCGCGAAUCCAAAGGACUCCCCUCCAACCCGUUUGUGGACAACCGGAUCAAAUCAUCGCUAUACUGUCAAAAGGCUUUCGGUGUCACUCCGUACACAAAUGGCCAGCAAUAUACAUUAAACCCGAACCAAUGGGCUCUUCCAGACGACUAUACUGGACCGGGAGGAUUGUGUAUGAAUGUCACUACUUUUGACAAUGGUUCUUACCCGACAAAGACCUCAGCCGCAGAGUGGUCGAUCACUUGGCAGUUUCCUCGCGGCCCACCGACUCAGCCCGUUCACGCAUUCCCCAAUAUCAAAAUGGACUCGAGUGUCUUUCCGAUCGAGAUUUCGCAGGUCUCGGCAAUCAACUUCGAGACUGAAUGGUACUAUGGAGUUGGGAAUGACAGGCCGGACGUCAUGGACAUCGCUGCCCUGACUGCUGCCGCACUUGACGCCAAUGUGGCUGUCGACAUGUUCUUGGAUUCCGAUCCCGACAAAGCUACAGACACCGUACAAGCCAAGUACGAAGUCAUGAUCUGGCUUGGCCAAUUUGGGGCGUCGACGCAACAGAUUGGUUUGCCAGAAGGCGCAAUCGCAACCCAAGUCGUGAACGGAACCACCUUCUCCUUGUACUCCGGUGUCAAUGGUCUUGGCCAAAGUGUCCUCACAUGGGUGGCCAGCACUGCUGCAACCGGAGUGCAAAGUUUCAAUGCGGAUAUAGGUCCCUUGCUUCAGGGUCUGACCGGGUUGGGAGGGCCUACUGUGAAUGACUAUCUCGGCUACAUUGCGUUCGGCUCCGAGACUCUUGAUUCGGGGUCCAACGUCACUUUUUACAACAAGGUCCUCUCCAUGGAUGUGAUUCCCGCGUGAUGAUUCUACCCGAUGCGAUCCAGCGUGUAAUAUGGUAACGAAGCAAUGACAAAGAUCAGUUCAUGUCGACCAUAUUCUACAGGUCCAAUGUGGGCCCCAUGCCUGGAAGAGUACAAUGUGGCAACAAGAAUGGCCUCCGGCCAUCAACUUCCAUGCAUUCAGAAACGACUGACACGACAAUACGGUUAGCUGCAGUCUAAUCGAUACGAACUUAGCAACAACAUUCGGAAUAAUAUCGCAGCUGUGUUCAGGAUCUGUGUCCCCCAAAACUACUGCGACAGGUACGCGCACGCCCCCGCGUCGCUGCCGGUUUAUCUUCUGCGAGAGCAACAAUACAGACUCUCGGUGCAGAGACAGGAUUAUUAGGGUGAAGGUUGUCGACAAGCAAUCUGGGCAUCUACAGAACGUGCGCCAUGUUGAGGCACGGUGGCAAUCCCUGGAUAAAUUUUUUUGGCAGCCCAGGAUGCAGCCAUUGUGAAUGCCACAGCUUGUACGUCACAGUGAGACAUGCCAGAAUCAAGAUCUCAACCCUGGCUGCUACGGUGGACCAUAUUUGCUGUGGACCCAGCACAGCUCCGAGGAUGUUGUCCCAGGCACAGGAACAUACCCAACAACGUAACCCUGUCAAGAACUUGGUGGGGCCAAUCGAAUCCUCCGCCGGAAAAGCUCCUCAGUCGGUCUUUCGCGUGCCUGUGGCAGAGCCGGGCUUGAUAUGGGAUGACGUGGCCGGUCUUCCAAUCAACAUCUGUAUAUAGACGAUUGCGCCAUUGUGAAAUGCUUUUGGCAACGGACGGCGCUUGCCUUGGGAGAGCACAGCGGAAUGGUGUCAGCUCCAUAAUACACCCCAAUGGCAGGCGGCUCCGAUUGUUCGCGAAGAGCUCGCCCAGCGGCCCUACGAGUAAAUCCUUGGACAGGAAUAACAAGCUUAUCGGAAACCCAUUUCGUACAGGCUGGGGGGGAAUCUGCACCAGGCGACCAUCCCCAGAGUCCCAGACUCGCAGUAUCAGGCGUCCAUUCUCUUAUCAAGAAACCUUUUUGUUCCUG
This is a messenger RNA of Cladophialophora immunda, 2368 nucleotides long. RefSeq lists its product as uncharacterized. The transcript is spliced from 6 exons. NCBI's taxonomy places the organism in Eukaryota, Fungi, Ascomycota, Eurotiomycetes, Chaetothyriales, Herpotrichiellaceae. The record is from RefSeq and is a predicted model, not a curated record. Bases 389 to 1324 code for a protein of 311 amino acids. Gene Ontology annotation, biological process: polysaccharide catabolic process. Gene Ontology annotation, molecular function: cellulase activity.